Messenger RNA from Copidosoma floridanum, 2580 nucleotides. Its product is annotated as ABC transporter G family member 23. The record is from RefSeq and is a predicted model, not a curated record. Gene Ontology annotation, cellular component: membrane. Gene Ontology annotation, molecular function: ATP binding; ATP hydrolysis activity; ABC-type transporter activity. NCBI's taxonomy places the organism in Eukaryota, Metazoa, Arthropoda, Insecta, Hymenoptera, Encyrtidae.
UGUCGGUGGCUUCGCGCGCGAGCCACUCUACCUUCGACCGCACUAACUUUUACUGUCUCUCGUUGGUGCGCCCACCCGACACCUACGAUCGACGAUUUUCACGUUACCUUCCAACGAGACACUCGAGUUUAUUGUUUUGUUAUGCGGCGAUUCGACGUGGAUCCGCUGCUCCCGUGUUUUUGCUUCUCUUUGCAAUUUGUUUGAGUGCCGUUGCGGUUGACUGUUCCAGUGGACUUUGUUUUUUUUUUUUUUUUUCCUUCUCCAAAGUCAUGGAGCCGGGGGCGAGCGCAUCGUCAUCGGCAGCUACGUUACCGGCGACCUCGAUGGAGCUGAAGACCCGGAGGGCCCAAUUCCAGCCCCAAGCCUCGACGGUCGCGACCCGCCGGAGCCAGGCCGUCUGCGUGCGCCGGGCGUACAAAAAGUACGGGAACAAGAGCAAUCCCAACGUCAUCCUCGACGGCCUCAACAUGACCGUACCCAAGGGUGCAAUCUACGGACUGUUGGGGGCGAGCGGCUGUGGCAAGACGACGCUGCUGUCGUGCAUAGUGGGCCGUCGGAGACUGAACUCUGGGGAGAUUUGGGUGCUCGGCGGGAGACCGGGCUCGAAAGGCUCCGGAGUCCCGGGGCCGCGGGUCGGCUACAUGCCCCAGGAGAUCGCGCUGUACGGCGAGUUCUCGAUCCGCGAGACUUUUAUAUUCUUCGGCUGGUGCGCCGGCAUGGAGACCGAGCGGGUAAAGGAGAAACUCGAGUUUUUGAUCAAGUUCCUGCAACUCCCCUCGGAGAACCGUUUCGUGAAGAACCUGUCGGGCGGGCAGCAGCGCCGAGUCUCCCUGGCGGCGUCCCUCCUGGCCGAGCCGGAGCUCCUGAUCCUGGACGAGCCAACGGUGGGCGUUGACCCGGUCCUGCGCCAAAGCAUCUGGGACCACUUGGUCCACAUAACCAAGGACCGCAAGACCACCAUCAUCAUAACGACCCAUUACAUCGAGGAGACCCGCCAAGCCGACAUAAUCGGCCUGAUGCGUGGAGGCCGCUUCCUCGCGGAGGAAUCCCCGAGGAAGCUCAUGGAGAUCCACCGGCUCGACACCCUCGAGGAGGUCUUUUUGAAACUCAGCCGCAGACAGAACAUGGGACUCAGGAGGCGCAGCAGCAUACUCAGCAGCGUGAUCGGUGUACCACCCGAGCCCGACGCCGACGACGAGAUGAGCGGGGAGUUUGGGGACAACGUGAGCAUAUCUAGUCGAAGGAAGAGCAUCGUCGCGGUCACGACGACCGACGACGAGCUCAGCGAUCUUCCACCGGAGGAGGAAGGGUCGAGCAAGUUCCAGAUGCUCAACCCCAAGCACAUGAAAGCCCUCAUUUGGAAGAACUUUCUCUGGAUGUGGCGGAACGUUGGCAUCAUGCUCUUCAUAAUCGGACUGCCGGUGGUCCAGAUAAUCUUGUUUUGCCUGUCGAUCGGCAAGGACCCGAUGGGCUUGCGACUGGCGAUCGUCAACAACGAGCUGAACUCGAGCGCCGAGCCGUGCGCGCCGAGCGUGGGUUGCGACAUGCGGAUGCUGAGCUGCCGUUACCUUAAACACCUCGAGAAGCGCACCGUCGUUUAUCUGCCCUACGACACGGACGAGGAGGCAAGACACGCGGUCACCAAGGGCUGGGCCUGGGGUGCCAUCACGUUCCCGAGUAACUACUCGAGCGCCCUCAACCAGAGGAUCGAGGAGGGAAAGGACGCGGACGAGUUUAGCGUCGACUACGCCGACAUGAGCGUCGUCAUGGACAUGUCCAAUCAGCAGAUCGGCCAGCUGCUCCAGCGCGACCUGUACUACUCGUUCCGGGACUUUGCCAGGGACAUCACGACUUCGUGCAACUACAGCGAGAAGGUGGCCGACAUCCCUGUUUCGUUUCGGGAGCCGAUUUACGGACCACUGGAGCCCAACUUUACCGAUUUCGCCGCCCCCGGGGUCAUAUUGACGAUCAUCUUUUUCCUGUCCGUCGCGCUGACGUCUGGUGCCAUGCUGCUUGAGAGAAACGAAGGUCUGCUCGAGAGGAGUUUGGUCGGCGGUGUCACCGGUACCGAGAUCCUCUUUGGCCAAGUGGUCACCCAGUACUGCGUCAUGACGGGCCAAACAUUGAUGGUCCUCGUGGUGGCUUUCGGCGUGUUCGACGUCACGUGCGAGGGAAACGUCGUCUGGGUCUUUAUCCUCACGAUGCUCACCGGACUCUGCGGCAUGUGUUUCGGUUUCGUGGUGGCGUGCUCGUGCGACAACGAGCGCAGCGCGACUUACAUGGCGAUGGGCUCAUUUUUGCCGAUCGUCAUGCUGUGCGGGAUCAUCUGGCCGAUCGAGGGUAUGCACCCGGUGCUGAGGUACAUAAGCUUCCUGCUGCCGCUGACCAAGAGCACAGAGUCCUUCCGAGCCAUGCUCGCUCGUGGCUGGACCAUGGAGGAGUCCGUUGUCCACGACGGCUUCAUCGCCACUUUCAUCUGGAUCAUGGUCUUCCUCACGAUCGCCAUACUACUCCUCAAGUUCAAGAAAGGCUGAGCGGACUGUUUAUAUUUUUUUUUUUUUUUUUUUUUUUUUUCAGAGG